CCAAGCAGAGAAAUGAGCGAUAAAUCUUUAAAUAAUACGAUGUUAGAGCCUGAAGACAAUAUGGUGUUCAAGCCUGAUGAUAAUAUGGUGUUCAAGCCUGAUUAUGAUACGAUGUUAGAGCCUAAAGAUGAUACGAUGUUAGAGCCUGAAGAUGAUACGAUGUUAGAGCCUGAAGCUGGUAAUCUAGAUGAGUCAAAAUCUGAUGGUAUGAAUAGAUAUGAAAAUUCACUUCAGUCUUUCAUAUCACAAACCAGCAGCAAAUUUCUAGUCAAACGAAAAAAGGUCAAAAGACUGGGUGGUAGUUCUGUAAAAGAGUUUUAUGAAAUGAAAUUAAUUAAUAAUCUUGAGUAUCAGAUCUGUCAUCAUAAAACUUGCACUUCAAAAAUAAAAUAUCUAAAGGAUGGUUCUACUUCGAAUUUAUGGUGUCAUUUAAGAAAUAAACACCAUAUUUCACAAGCCAUGAUAGAAGGUGAUCAGCCAUUUUCGAUUAUACAAUUACGAUCAUUUAAAAGAAUAAUUGAAGGACUAGAUGUUCAAGUUAAUAUACUUGGUAAUGAUCGUUUAAAAGAGAUUCUUAUUAAUUCUGAGAAUAAGGUUUUGCAAAACCUUCAUGAAUAUGCACAAGAUAGUUCUGAAGUUAGUUAUAUUUCAUUUACUACUGAUAUGUGGAUGUCAAAUAAUGGUGAUCUGUAUAUUGGACUUACUCUUUACUGGAUUAAUGAUAAUAGUUUCCAGCUUAAAUGUAUAACUACUAGGGGUACAAUCGAUAAUCUUGCAAUUAAUGAUGCAUUAAAAGGUUGCCCUGAAAUUACUAACUUAAUAAAAAAAUAUAAAAACGUUGUAUCUCACUUUAGUAGAAGCCCAAAGCAAAAACAAUUUUUUUUGGAAGCUCAAAUGGAGAUGGAAGACUGGAAUAACUUUCUUUUUGUAGUUUGCGAUGUUUCUAUGAGAUGGAAUUCGAUAUUUUAUCUUUUAAAACAAUUAACAAUUCUUAAGCCAGCAAUGUAUAAGUAUAAAUCGUUUUUAGUUGAAAUAAAUGAUAAUAUUUCAUUAAGAAGUUAUGAAGAAAAAGAAUUAUCAUCGUGUCAAUGGGAAAAAAUAACCGAGUUAGUAAAGUUAUUGUACCUUUACAAAAUUAUUUCAAAAAAAUUAUCAGAUUCACAGUAUCCAACACUUUCUCAAGCGUGGUUUGCAAUUAAUUUCAUUAAAAUAAAACUUAAUUGUGCAAUAACAAAUGAUAAACCAACGAAACCAAUUCGACUUGCAGUAUUUUUUGAUCUGCGAACAAAAAACAUGCAAAUAUUUUCAGAAGAUGAAAGACAUAGUACUAUUUCAGAAGCACGUAUAGAGUAUCUUGAAUUAGCUACUAAUUAUUAUGAAUCAAAUAAUUUAUCAGAUGCAGCACCUAGUAACAUAAAUAGUGAAGAUAUUUUUUCUAGUUCUGUGGCUCAAGAAUAUUCAAGCCAAAAUGACAAUAACAUUGCUAACCAUGAAUUUAACUCCUAUUUAUUAUUACCAAGGGUUCAAAGUAAAACAGACAUACUUCAGUAG
This is a messenger RNA of Cetraspora pellucida, 1551 nucleotides long. The record is from the annotation of a GenBank genome assembly. NCBI's taxonomy places the organism in Eukaryota, Fungi, Glomeromycota, Glomeromycetes, Diversisporales, Gigasporaceae.